AUGACAUGUUGUUGUAUUAUCUGCUUUAUUAUCGAUGAUGUUCACGAGCUGGAGAAUGAAUGGGAAAGUAUGCAAGAAAACAUUGCAGCGGCGAAGACACUUAGAUAUAGGUGUUGUCCCAAUUGCAGCCUCCGCUCUGAAGUCUGGACUCAAGCACAGAAUAGUAUCCAAGUUAAACUUUGCAGUCUUAAAAAUGGCGGAGAAAGCUUUGGAUCCAAUUUGAUGGAAGAAAAUUACCGUAUGGAAAAAGUUGAGCACUUACCAGGACCAUCAAUAAAAGACCAGCCAGCCGCAAGAAGGAAUCUCGACAAAAUCCUCGAACACUUGGAAAACGAUGAGGUUGGCAUCAUCGGAGUGUGGGGUGCAGGAGGAAUUGGGAAAACUACUUUGGUGAAGAAUUUGAACAAUGAGCUUAAACAGAUUGACGUGUCAAUUAGGUCUAAACUGUCUUUUGGUGUUGUGAUAUGGGUUACAGUACCCAAACCGCCAAUAGACAUAAGAAAGGUUCAAGCACAAAUUGCUGACAGAUUAAGCCUAGAGGUAAAUACUGAUCAGGGAAGUGAAGAAAGCAAUGCCAGCAAAAUCUAUCAAAGGCUUCAUGAGCAGGAAAAGAGUUUCCUUGUGAUACUAGAUGAUGUUUGGGAAGCUAUAGAUUUGGAUAAGGUAGGUGUGCCCCAACCAAAAGAUCACGCAGGAAGCAAGGUUAUUAUAACUUCUCGUUUUUUGGAUGUUUGUAACCAAAUGAAAAUUGACACCGAAAUGAAGGUUUUCACAUUGGAUGAAGAUGAAUCUUGGCAUCUGUUUAUUGAAAAUGCGGGAGAUAAUGCCAAUCGGGUGGAUAUUCAGCCAUUAGCAAUGGGUAUUGCAAAAGAGUGUGGUGGUUUACCUUUAGCAAUCACUAUUAUUGGAGCAUCUAUGAGAGGGAAGAAAAGGGCCGAGGAAUGGGAAGAUGCUUUGGAAUCACUUAGAAUGUCUGAACCUAAUGACAAAGACACAGGAGAUAAGGUUUAUCAGGUCAUCAAAUGGAGUUUUGAUUCUUUAAAGCAAAGAAGCAAUAGGAACAAAAGGAGAAGUGACAUUCAAAGUUGUUUCUUGUAUUGCUCCUUAUAUCCAGCGGCUAUUCCAACAAAUGAUCUCAUACGUUGCUGGUGGGCAGAGGGAUUCCUUGGUGAACACGACACAUAUGAAAAAGCUUACAACAGAGGAAUCACAAUUAUUGAGGAACUAAAAAAUGUCUGCUUACUAGAAGAAGCCUAUGUUCGGAUGAUUUCUGUGAUGCAUGAUGUGGUUCGUGAUGUUGCUAAAUGGAUAGAUAAUUCCUUUGGGGAUGAACACAGUUCUGUUAUUCAAGCUGGAAUUGAGUUAAUUAAGAUUUCAAAUGUUGAAGUAGUGUCAGCUUCUGUCAAGAGAUUAUCUUUCAUAACCCAAGGAAUUCAAUAUCUACCUGAUAACUUCACGAAAUGCCCAAAGACAACAUCUUUACUUUUGCAAGAGAAUAAAUCCCUUGUGAAAAUUUCCGAUAAAUUCUUUUUGUCAUUUCCAGUUCUAAGAGUUCUGAACCUGAGUUAUACUAGUAUUAGAGUACUGCCCUCUUCCGUCAAUAAUUUAAGUCAACUACGUGCUCUAAUACUAGGAUACUGCUAUGAGUUGAAAGAAUUACCAGCUAUUGGUAAUCUUUGCAAUUUGCAGUUGCUCGAUUGUGAUAAGACAGGGUUAUGUUGUCUGCCCGAAGGAAUGGACAAGUUGACAAAUCUGAGGCUAUUAAAUAUGCCUUUACGUAAGUUUAAGGAGAACAUCGACCUGGGGGUUUUCCACGAGUUGCAAAGGCUUGAAACGUUACAUCUACCCAUAAGCCAUGAAGAUGUUGGUGCAACUUCUUUUGAUGAGAUAUCACAUCUACCCAAUCUGACAUCACUUUUUAUUAAAUUGGAUAGCUCAUCAAUUUCAAGUUUGAAAAGUGACCACACCUGGAUGAAAAGAUUGAAAAGAUUUCACAUUACAGUUGGGAAUACUAAAAUUCAUCAUCAGGUACCAUUCAACAAGUCAACAAAGGCGAUAUGCCUUAUACGUUUUGACACUUUCAAUAACAAAGUCUGGCUCCCAAGCAUGUUGCAGUUUGCUUCACAUUUGUACUUGAAACUAUGCCUAUGCAUGGAUCUCACAGAGUUCAUUCGGAACAACAGUUUUGAUGGAUUAAAAUCACUAGACAUAAAUCAAUGCUCUUGUGGUUUUGGAACAUCGAUAGAAGGAAGUGGACAGUUUGAUGAUCCUAUGCCAAAUCCGGAGCUUCUCAGAUUCCAUUCUGUAAAUCAUUUAAAGAAUGUUUCUGAUUUCGGUCAUUUUCUGGGCCUAAGAUUUUCUAAAUUACGCAAACUGAAUCUACACCGUUGUCGUACUUUAACAUGUCUUUUUAAUGUUGGUGGAGCUUUUUCUGUACCCAGGCACUUGGAAGAAAUUACACUUACCCAUUGUUUUCGGCUGAGAGAGUUACUGGCACAAUUCGGCUCAAGUCAGACGACAUUCGUUAGCUCAGAAAUUCCAAGAGUCCGAAAGUUACGCUUGGAUUGUUUAUCCGCAUUAGAAACGUUUGGGGAGCCAGAGAGUAUGUGGGAACACCUGGAGGGACUUAUAGUGAUCGGAUGCAAUGGAAUAAGGAAGUUGCCUCUCUCUAUUCAAACCUCCAACAACAUCAAACGAAUAAGAGGAUCAUCAGAAUGGUGGAGCCAACUGGAGUGGGAUGACGAAAAAUACAAGUCAAAUUUAGAGAAUUGUUUCACUAACAUAUUAUAAAAGUAUGGAUGCCCAUGGUAGCUGAAAUUCGACGUGUGAGUUUAUUUUAUUAUGAGUGAACAUAAUAUUUCAGAUUUGACUUCUAGACUUUUUUAUUUGAUUGUCAUCAAGCCAAAAAUAAAUAUUGUCAUUAGAUUCAUAUUCUUAUGAGAAGUAUGUAUUAUUUGAAAUAGGGUGUACAUGACUGGAUUGGUUCGGGUUUUUCAAAUAUCAAACCAAAUCAUUUGGGUCAAAUUUUGGAAUU
Molecule: messenger RNA, 3034 nt
Organism: Solanum stenotomum
Lineage: Eukaryota; Viridiplantae; Streptophyta; Magnoliopsida; Solanales; Solanaceae
Product: disease resistance protein At4g27190-like
Exons: 3
Coding region: 1-2790 (929 amino acids)
Molecular function (GO): protein binding; ADP binding
Source: RefSeq, a predicted model, not a curated record